Messenger RNA from Alligator sinensis (Chinese alligator), 1069 nucleotides. RefSeq names its product enolase 4-like. The transcript has 6 exons. The record is from RefSeq and is a predicted model, not a curated record. NCBI's taxonomy places the organism in Eukaryota, Metazoa, Chordata, Crocodylia, Alligatoridae. Gene Ontology annotation, cellular component: phosphopyruvate hydratase complex. Gene Ontology annotation, biological process: glycolytic process. Gene Ontology annotation, molecular function: phosphopyruvate hydratase activity; magnesium ion binding. The annotation marks the transcript as partial.
UCUCCCAGCAACGCGCUGGAUGCUUGGCCUACUCCGCUCCAUGGAGCCUGGCGGGGAGCGGGAGCAGCGCGAGCUCAGGCGCCAGGCGGCCGAAUACUAUCAGCACCACGAGGUGCCGCAGAGGCUGGAGGAAGCGCUCAACGCCACGUACCCCCUGCGGCCUGCCGACCUCUACGGCCACCUGGCUAACUACUUCUCCAAAUACUCAAAACCUCCAGUAAUAUGCAAACUGGUUGGAAAGAGGGUCCUUGAUGGAGUGGGUCGACCAACAUUAGAAGUGGAAGUAUUUUGCACAGUUAAAAACAAUGAAAAGAGGAUUUGUUCCACUGUGAUCCCUUCUCACUCUGAUAUAUUUGAAAAUGCUUCACCUGAAGCAAUUGAUGCUGAUGACAAAGAAAGGAAUGAUUCUAUUAAAACUGCCCUAGAAUGGGUGAAUGAAUCGGUGAAUGAAAUUCUCAAAGACAUGCAACCUACUGACCAGUGUAAAAUUGAUAAGUUGCUUGGUGAAUACUUUACAAAGAAAGUAGAGGAAGAAGAAGAAAGAAAGAAAACUGAAAAGCAAGAACAAGGAACAGAAAUUUCUAUGCCCACAUGCAUUUCAUCUCCACCUGCUGCAGUACAAGCUGGCAAAAAAAAGGCAUCCAAAAUAGGAAUGAAAACUUCUGUUGCAGAGAAACCAAUUCCACCUAUGGAACCUGUUGAACCACCAUUCUGUGGCAGCAUAGCCAUUGCAGGAAUAUCACUUGCUGUUGCUAAAACUGGUGCAACCGUUGACCACACACCUUUAUACUCGCACAUUGCAUGGCUGAAACAUGAUCAGGAUUUGCCUAAGGAAUUGACUGUGUCCCUACCAAUGGUCACUCUUUUAAGCUGUGGAAAAUCAUCACCUGGAAAAGUGAAAUUAAUGAAAGAAGUGAUGCUUAUACCACCAGCUGGGUUAACAGUUAAACAAGUACUGCAUGCUAUUAAUUUCACUUUGCUUUCUUUUAGCAGUUUAGACCACCUGCCUUUUAGAUGCAAUCCUUGUGUGUUGGGGAGGAGGAGUGGGGGUUGUUUGUUUUGUUCACUU